UGACUGUACAGAUGUCAGCAUGUCACCCGUGUGAGCCAGGCGUAACUUCCCUCUUUGUCAGCUCGUUCGAGCCUGAGCGUCAUAGCUUCAUUUUGAACCGUUAGGCCUCGCCUUCUCGAUUCCAUUUUCCUCGUUCUUCUUCUUCCACAUCAGAGCACGUCGAGGAUCGCCAUUAUGCCCGCCUACAGCCUCGUGGUGCAUCUUUACGCCAAGGACGAUGCAGAAUCUAUUAUGAAGCUCACAGCCAAGUUGCAAGAAGCUUCACAAGUGUACAGCAACGACAAGGAAACAUUGAGCUGGUUUGUGAUGCAGAGCCAGUCCGACAAACGUGCUUUCACCAUUAUCGAGCGUUACGCAACGGAGUCAAGCCAGAAGUACCAUCUGGAGAAUCCCUACUGGCAGACAUUCGACAAAUAUGUAACUCCGCUACUUGACAAGCCAAUGGAUCUACGGCGAUACCACGAGAUCGAUUCGAAGGACGAGGUACGAGUCGAGACCGAUCCGGCGCUCUGGGAGCAUGUGAAGAAGUAUCAGAGCCAGUAA
Baudoinia panamericana UAMH 10762 is the source of this 543-nucleotide messenger RNA. RefSeq lists its product as uncharacterized. The record is from RefSeq and is a predicted model, not a curated record. The transcript is spliced from 4 exons. NCBI's taxonomy places the organism in Eukaryota, Fungi, Ascomycota, Dothideomycetes, Mycosphaerellales, Teratosphaeriaceae. Bases 175 to 543 code for a protein of 122 amino acids.